Molecule: messenger RNA, 4043 nt
Organism: Melanotaenia boesemani (Boeseman's rainbowfish)
Lineage: Eukaryota; Metazoa; Chordata; Actinopteri; Atheriniformes; Melanotaeniidae
Product: NCK-interacting protein with SH3 domain-like
Exons: 13
Coding region: 380-2596 (738 amino acids)
Biological process (GO): endocytosis
Molecular function (GO): Arp2/3 complex binding; protein binding
Source: RefSeq, a predicted model, not a curated record
GCACCAAUUUUAGGCAAGGUAAGUUUUCACGUACAAGACAUUGAAGAUUGUCUUGUACAAUCUUGAAAAUUUUAGAAAAGACUUGUGAUUUUGCGUCUUGGGUUGAGCAAAAUCUCUACCGCUCUGCCUUUGAUUAAAAUGCCUGGUGGGCGUGUUCAGGGCAUUACAGCGCCCCCUGUGGUGAUUUCUGGUUACGUCUAGGUCAGACGAUCCGAGCUACAUUGUAAAUAGACAUCAGCGAUUCACCGAAGCCAUGCCUUCCUAGUCUCUUUAAAUCACCCCUAAUAGAGCAGUUUUUCCGCCCGGACUCAUCUUUUCUUCAGAUAGAAUUACUCUGGCUGUUUUUGGUCAUUUCGUCGUGUCAAAGUAUUUUUGAAGUAUGUACCGGUCUCUGUAUGCUUUCCGAUCUGCGGAGCCGAACUCGCUGCACUUCGCGGCCGGAGAAAGCUUCCUAAUCCUUGAGAGGAGCAACAAACACUGGUGGCUGGGGUCCCGCUGCAGCUCUGGGGAAACAGGCUACAUUCCUGCCUCGUAUAUCGAAAAAAUACAGGCUCCAGAGCAAGAUGAGGUGCUGCAGUCUAUUGACAGAGCAAUCGAAGGAAUCCAUAAUGUGGCCUUAAAAAAUGGAGGCAAAUACAAUCUUGAGCAGCGAGAUGUUCUUCAAAAGCUGAUCCAUCACAGAAAGGAAACCCUUGCUCGGCGAAGUUCCUCUUCCACUGGACACAAACAAGGCCUCCCAUCUUCCAGCAGCGAAAUAUCUCUCAGUCAAACUCCUCCUCCACCCAAUGGCCUUAACCGAGACUACGGACGACAGGGAAGCGUACCACUAUCGGGAAGUAUGGACAGUAUGCAUGCAGAGCAGGGUUUCUAUCAGAUCCCACCUCAGCCUCGACGUGCUGCUCCAAUCACUCCACCCCCCCCUGAAAAGCAGAAAAACCACCGGCGUCCUGAGCCUGAGGUCCCCUCCAGAGUGUCCUCUCUUCCUCCGUCCCCUGCACCCUCCCUCUCUAUCAGCACCACCUCUCUAGAGUCUGGCUCCUCCCACUCCCUAGUCUCCUCUGAUGUCAGUCUGCCAAGUGUUUCCAGCACCCCUCCUCCUCCUGUGCCGUCCCGUGUGAAGCCCCCCGCACCACCUCCAGACUCACAGGCGUCUGGCUGUUCUCCUUUGCCAGCUCCAGCAAAGAAAAGUCCAGCACCGCAGCCUCCCCAGUGCACUGAACCCACCACUCCUGUCCAACUCACCGUGGAGAACCCACCAGAAACAGAAUGGCCAGUUGCCCCACCGUCUGUUGCUGAAAGUCCUCCUGGUAGCCCUACCAAAUCUGAACCACUUCCCAUGACCAUUGGAGCUGAACUGAUCGAAAUGGUACGGAAGAACACGGGCUUGAGUUACGAGCUGUCCCGGGUUGCUGUCGGCGUGGUGGUCGGCCAUCUGCAGACCGCUUUACCUCAAGCCUCGUCUGCUUUGGAGCAAGUUCUCCUUUCGCUGGUUGAGAGCAAGGACUUAAGUGCUGCGCUGCCGCAGGGUCAAGUGUGCCAUGAUGAACAGCGGCUGGAGGUGAUCUUUAGCGACCUCGCCCGUCACUGUGAUGAUUCGCAGCAGCGCAGCUGGGCGCUUCACGAGGACCACGCUCUCAUUUCCUGCUAUCUGGAGGAGCUGCUGAAGAUACUGACUGAUGCAGAUCCAGAAGUGUGCAAGAGGAUGUGCAAAACCAACAACUAUGAGAACGUGCUGUCGCUGGUUUCUUAUUAUCAGAUGGAGCAUCGUGUAUCUUUGCGGCUGCUCUUGCUUAAAGUGUUCGGGGCGAUGUGCAGCCUGGAUGCUGCUCUCAUCUCCACCCUCCUCAACUCCAUCCUACCCAUGGAGCUGGCCAGGGACUUGCAGACAGACACACAGGAGCACCAGAAGAUGUGUUACACAGCUUUGGUACUAACAAUGAUAUUCUCAAUGGGUGAGCAGGUGCCAUAUCAUCACUAUGAACACUUGAAUGCGGACUUUGUUCAGUUUCUGUUGGGUGUGGUAGAGGACGGACUUCCCUCUGAUCCCACAGAGCAGCUACCUGACAUCUUCCUGAACCUCCUGCUGGCCUUUGACCUGCAUCACACAGCACCCAGCAACAACGUCAUAAUGCAGGAGCUGAAGCAGAAAAAUGUCAAGAUCCUGACAGAGAAAGUGCUGCUGCUCCUGAACAGAGGCGAUGAUCCUGUGUGUAUGUUCAAACACACUCCUCCUGCACCGCACUCAGUGCUCAAAUUUCUGCAGGAUGUUUUCGCCAGCCGAGAGACCGCUGACAUCUUCUACCGCACCGACAUGAUGGUGAUGAUUGACAUCGCUGUUCGACAGAUAUCUGAUCUUUCACCUGGAGACAAGCUGCGGAUGGAAUAUCUCUCCCUCAUGCACUCUAUAAUGCGCUCGACGGACUACCUCGAGCACCAGCAUCGCCUGACUGACCUGCAGGGAUCCCUGCAGAGGAUUCUCAGGGAGGAGGAAGAGCCAGGAGAGGAUGAAGGAAGCGCCACAGCCAAACAGAUGGAUAAGCUAAUUGUACAGCAGAUCUAUAAGGAGUUCCCACAGAUCUGUGAGAACCAGGACUGAACCAUAUCAGUAUCAUACGCACACACUGUAGUCUGCUUCCGUCUACUGAAGGGAUGUACGGUAAAGCUUAAAAGGUGAAGAUCUCAAGUUUGAGGACAUGUUGUAUUCCGUGCCAGCUGAGAGAAACAGACCAGUGUUGGCAGUGUUUUCAAGGAGUUUCUAGGGCUGCAGCAUGUAUGUGAUGCCAGUGCUUUCACAGCUUCUUGAAACAGAUUCACUUGAAUAAUGAGUAGCAAUCUAUAUGGUGUGUUUAAGAAGAAUGAAAAUCUAGUAAACGCAUCAAAAGAAAAUUUAAAUAAAAUCCUGCAAAGUUUCAUCAUACUUAGAACUUAGAAAUAACCCGAAUAUGUAGUUGGCUAAGCCUUAAUGCUGCUCUUUAAACUUUAAGCAAUAAUAAUUGAACCCGACAUGGACUGACUGCAUGCGCUUUAAAGGAUUUUGAUAUUAAAAUAAUUACAGCUACAGCUAAACCUUUUUCUAAUCUAACUAACUUAAACCAAAAGGAUUUUGGAGAAAAUGUGAAGUUUUGUAACAGAGAGGCAUAUCUAUGGUAGCAAUACAUGUAACAGUGCGAUUAUUUCACAGCCGAGAGAAUACUUUGAACCUUUACAUGCUUCCCUUGUAGUGGGACCAAACUACUGUGUGUUACUGAGAGAGUAUUAUUUUCUUAACUGGAAACUGCAAUCUUAAAACUGACUUCCUGUUUCAUUCAACCCUUCUUUAGUAAUACUUAAAAUUCAAGUCAAGUAGAGCAAUGUUUACGUCUCUCAUGAGAAAAGCAAAGCACACUGACUCAUGUUAUCAUUACUAAGCUCAUAGCUGAGUAUGUUGCUGCUGCAUAUUGAGUCUGCUGUUUCUGCAUCUGCGGUUAUCUCAGUUUGCUCCUGCUGGCUUUUCUAACACUUUAAAGAAAUCGCUUUGUAUUAGUAAAUGGAUAGCUCCUUAAGCAUCAGACAUCACCUACUCUUCACAGAUUCAAACUGACUGUGCUGCAUUGAGACUUCAUCACAAACAAGCGUUUUGUUUGAUGCGAAAUUUGAUGUGUUUGACAAUUAUUAUCUUCAAUGAUGCAUCGUUUAGUGUUGCUGAGUUAUGUUCCUGCUGAAAAUGGAGACAAAGGAGAAAAAAUACAGGGCAUUUUAUUUUAUCUCCUGGUGGUUUCAGUGUACCUUUCCUUGUUUUUGUGUUGUGACUAUUCCCCCAUCUUAAUACAUUACCUGUUCUUAUUUUGUCCCUGAUGUGCCAUCUCCAUAUGGGAGGCUCUCACAAUUCACAAGAGAUAUCAGAUUUUAGUUCAUGUUUGAGUGUUCAUUCUUUGACAAAUUGUGUCUAUUUACAGUGUGUGUGUAUGUGUGUGAGCAGUGGGCAUCUCCAUGGUUAGCAUUGUCUGCAAAAAUGCUGCAACUAUGUUAUAAUGAAACUAAUAAAGCUAUAUUUUAACAGUGAA